Messenger RNA from Eubalaena glacialis (North Atlantic right whale), 999 nucleotides. It is a transcript of the gene SHOX2, whose product is annotated as SHOX homeobox 2. The coding region runs from base 1 to 999 and encodes 332 amino acids. The transcript is spliced from 5 exons. Gene Ontology annotation, cellular component: nucleus. Gene Ontology annotation, molecular function: DNA-binding transcription factor activity, RNA polymerase II-specific; sequence-specific double-stranded DNA binding. The record is from RefSeq and is a predicted model, not a curated record. Gene Ontology annotation, biological process: regulation of transcription by RNA polymerase II. NCBI's taxonomy places the organism in Eukaryota, Metazoa, Chordata, Mammalia, Artiodactyla, Balaenidae.
AUGGAAGAACUUACGGCGUUCGUCUCGAAGUCUUUUGACCAGAAAGUGAAGGAGAAGAAGGAGGCUAUCACGUACCGGGAGGUGCUGGAGAGCGGGCCGCUGCGCGGGGCCAAGGAGCCGGCCGGCUGCGCGGAGCCGGGCCGUGACGACCGCAGCAGUCCCGCAGUCCGGGCGGCCGGCGGAGGCGGCGGCGGCGGAGGCGGAGGAGGCGGAGGCGGAGGAGGUGGAGGAGGUGCAGGAGGAGGAGGAGCGGGCGGAGGAGCUGGAGGAGGGCGCUCUCCCGUCCGGGAGCUGGACAUGGGCGCCGCCGAGAGAAGCAGGGAGCCGGGCAGCCCGCGGCUCACCGAGGUGUCCCCGGAGCCGAAGGAUCGCAAAGAGGAUGCGAAAGGGAUGGAGGACGAAGGCCAGACCAAAAUCAAGCAGAGGCGAAGUCGGACCAAUUUCACCCUGGAACAACUCAACGAGCUGGAGAGGCUUUUUGACGAGACUCACUACCCGGACGCCUUUAUGCGUGAAGAACUGAGCCAACGGCUGGGGCUGUCCGAGGCCCGAGUGCAGGUUUGGUUUCAAAAUCGAAGAGCUAAAUGUAGAAAACAAGAAAAUCAACUGCAUAAAGGCGUCCUCAUAGGGGCUGCCAGCCAAUUUGAAGCUUGUAGAGUAGCACCGUACGUCAAUGUAGGUGCUUUAAGGAUGCCAUUUCAGCAGGAUAGUCAUUGCAACGUGACGCCCUUGUCCUUUCAGGUUCAGGCGCAGCUGCAGCUGGACAGCGCCGUGGCGCACGCGCACCACCACCUGCACCCGCACCUGGCCGCGCACGCGCCCUACAUGAUGUUCCCCGCGCCGCCCUUCGGACUGCCGCUCGCCACGCUGGCCGCGGACUCAGCUUCUGCCGCCUCCGUCGUGGCUGCCGCAGCUGCCGCCAAGACUACCAGCAAGAACUCCAGCAUCGCGGAUCUCAGACUGAAAGCCAAAAAGCACGCGGCCGCCUUGGGUCUGUGA